AUGUUUACGGUUCUAGGACGUCGGAUUAGUUUUAUAUCAUUUCUGUGUUUUAUUAACUUUAUUUCGUGCGCUGUUUCUAUACACCAGUAUGAAACGUCGGGAAAAGCAUUAUAUGUGGCAGGAGAACCAUUUCAGAGUUCUGGAAAAUUAACUAUAAUAAAUAAAUUUAAUGCAGAAGAACAUGGUACACGUAUCGAAAGGAAAAAACGCGAUGCGUCGACGAUCUUAACGACGCCGGCACCACAGAAAAACAUAAGUACAUGGACAACAAAACUUAACGAUGGUCAUCAGCAAUUGAUGGUGCAUUGGGUGGGUGAAGGAUCAAAAGUCAUAAUUUGCUUGGCAAGAGACUCUAGUCCUAGGGGCAAAGAAACGCUAUCACCAUCAGCUCUUUUCAUUUCUUAUGACUAUGGAAGAACUUUCGUUAAUAGAACUGAAAGCUUUAGGUUGGAUGAUACCCCUGACAGUGGAUAUGCUCAACUUGAUAAAUUCUUCAACCACCCAAAACAUCCGGAGUUUUGUGUGUUUGUGGAUUCAGCAAACAAACGUCUAUAUUAUACUGAUGACAAUGGCCAAAAUAUACACAGAUCAGAUCUUAGUUUUCAACCCAGUGAGCUGGCUUUUGAUGAGGAAAACCCCAAGAAAUUUGUUGUUUUGGACAAAAUUGGACCUAACAGAAUGCUCUACAUGACCUUCAAUGGAGGCAAGACAUUCACGCUUAUACAAAGCUAUGUGAAAACUUUUUUCUGGUCAUCAGGACCGGGAUUUUCGAAAGUUUUUUAUGUAGAGCGCUGGGAACCCAACGGUAGCAGUACAGUGCUUAGCGUCAAUGAUCCAGAGAAUAUGACAAAUGCAGAAGUACUGUUCUCAGAGGCGAGAGAAUUUCAGAUUAAAGGAGAUUAUAUGUUCGCCACGAAGAAAAAAGAUAACAACACACUUGAUCUUUACAUCUCGCACCAAAGAGGUCCGUUCUAUAAAGCUGAAUUUCAAACGGAGUUGGACAGAAGGAAGUUCCAUAUAGCUGAUGUGACAGACAAACGUAUUUUCAUUUCUGUUAUGCACACAGAGAAUCUAGCAAAUUUGUACGUGUCCGAAAUAAAUAGUAAUUUCACGCAGUACAACUUUGUGCUGAGCCUGGAACAGAUUCUGUGCUAUUUCCCACAAGGAAACUGGAAGGAUAGCUGGCUCGAGGACGUAACAGAGGACGCGUUUACGGAUUUGUACCGCGUAGAAGGCUUAAAGGGGAUUUACAUAGCGUCGAAAGUAAACUCUAAGUCGCUGGUUGCUAACAUCGAACCAGAGCAUUUGGUGUCGCUCAUCACCUUCGACCAUGGAGUCACGUGGUCUCCUAUCAAACCUCCAGCAGAGGACGACAAUGGAAAACCUCUGAGUUGCUUCGAUCCGAACGAUAGUGAAAAAUCUUGCAGUUUGCAUUUGUGCCAGAAGUUUAGCCAGCUCUAUCCGGUCACAAGCCCGCCUGGAAAUGUGUUAAGCAAUGCAAUGAGGUCAGCGAGUAUAAUGAGCUCUAAAUCUGCCCCUGGCAUUAUAAUGGCAACAGGUGUGGUUGGACGUUCAUUGAAAGGAAUCCCAGGUGUAUAUUUAAGUCGCGAUGCAGGUCUCACCUGGAAGCGAAUUCUUAAGGACUAUUACUUUUUCAAUUAUGGAGAUCACGGUGGGGUACUGGUUGCUGUGAAAUAUUUUAAACUACUCGGUGAAACAAGAGAGAUACUCUAUUCCACAAAUGAGGGGAUCGAAUGGAACUCUUAUCAAUUUAAUGAAGACGAUCUCCGCAUUUACGGACUAAUGACAGAGCCAGGGGAAAAUACAACAGUGUUUACAAUGUUCGGUUCGGCAAAUGAACAACAUCAAUGGAUAAUCAUAACUAUUGAUUUGCAAAACGCUUUCCCUCGCAAUUGCACGCCCGAUGAUUACAAAUUCUGGUCACCGUCUCCGCCCAACUCGUCUGUAUCAUGUGUAUUAGGCAAAAGGGACAUUUUCCAACGUCGUCUAGCCCACACAAAUUGCUACAAUGGCAUUGAUUAUGAUGGACCCAUUAAAAAAGAAGUGUGUGAGUGUAGUAGAAGAGAUUUUGAAUGCGACUUUGGAUUCGUUUUGUCGCGUAAUAUUUGCGAACGCAAUAAAACCUCCAAAUACGACCCUUAUGCUAUCCCAUCGAAUUGUCGUCCAGGUCAUUUCUAUAAACGUACUAAAGGCUAUAGAAAGAUUGAUGGAGAUGUAUGCACAACCUCUGGAUAUCUUCCCUACGUUCCAGAUAUGAUACCUUGUCCACUAGAAGAACCAACAGAAUUCCUCUUAGUUGCUUUAAGAGAUAAAAUAGCUCGCAUUGAUUUGUCCGACAAUUCGACCAUAUUCCCAAUAAAGGACCAACAAAACAUCGUUGCUAUUGAAUUCGACAUGAAAAAUAAUUGUAUUUACUGGGCCGAUAUUGAAGUGGAUAAAAUCAGUCGGCAGUGUUUUGACUUGGGAUUUACUCAGGAAGUUGUUGUUGAUACCGACCUAGCUAGUAUAGAAGGCAUGGCUCUGGAUUGGAUUUCAAAUGUUUUGUUCUUUGUCGACGGUAUGAGGAAAAAAAUUGAAGCCGUGAGGACUGAUUUGAACAGCGAGGGUAGAAUGCGAGUAACAAUUUUGGACUCUAAUGUUCUAUCAAAACCUAGGGGCAUAGCUGUUCACCCUAAGGCAGGCUAUUUGUUCUGGACUGACUGGGACAGAAAUAAUCCGUCCGUUUCCCGUUCGAAUCUUGAUGGAACAGAAAUUAAGCGGCUGUUCGGAAAACCAAUCGUGCAAUGGCCUAAUGGGAUAACGAUAGAUCAAAUGUCUGAAAGAAUAUACUGGGUGGAUGCUAUGGAGGAUUACAUUGCUAGUGCUAAUUUGAAUGGGCAGUACUUUAAGAAAAUCUUGUGGGACGAUGAGAAAGUCUCUCAUCCGUUUGCAGUUGCAGUGUUAAAGGACAAGAUGUACUGGGACGAUUGGAAGGCAAAAUCUAUUUUUAUAGCGGAUAAAGACAAUGGACAGGAUGUUAUCACAAUUAACGGUUCUUUCUCUGGCUUAAUGGGUCUGAAAGUAUUUGCACAUUUCAUUCAACACGGAAGCAAUGCGUGUUCUUAUAAAAACACCAGUUGUGAUGCUUUAUGUUUGGGUGGCCCUGGCAACACCUUCAGUUGUUUAUGCCCUGAUGGCUUUGUGAAAGACAAUGGAAAAUGUAUGUGUCCAAAUUUUGUAGAACCGUAUGCCAAUUUCACAUGUCCAAAGAAACCGGGCGCUACAUGCGCUUCUGAUCAGUUUUCGUGCAAAAACGAGAUGUGCAUAGCUUUAUCGUGGAGAUGCGACGGUAACGACGAUUGCGGCGAUGGCUCCGACGAAACAGAUUGCUCAUGUACGCCGCCGAGGGUAGCUUGCGACGGCGGCAGCUGUUACCUACCACAAUGGCGAUGCGAUGGCGAUAUCGAUUGUGCUGACAGGAGCGACGAGAAAGAUUGUGGCAAACAUAACUGCACUGAAAAUGAAUUCCAAUGCAAUAAUGGGAAUUGCAUCGAUAAAAGGUGGUUAUGUGACGGAGACAAUGAUUGCAAGGAUGGCUCUGAUGAAACGAAUGGUUUUUCAUGUGGCAAUGAUAAUAACGGGCUGUGCAUUCCUAAUUCUUGGGUCUGCGACGGCGAAGUCGAUUGUCCUGGUGGGGAGGAUGAGAAGGCCGAACGAUGUAAGAACUCCACCUGUGCGCCAUACAUGUUCAGAUGUCCCAAUGGAAAAUGCAUACAUAAGGCUUGGGUAUGCGACGGAGAACAUGACUGCAGCGACGUAGAAGCAUCAGACGAAAAGAAUUGUACCUACAUCGGCCACUCUAAACUUAUUCCUCGUCCGACAACUGAGAAGCCGUUCGAAUUCCCGACCAACAGUUCGUGUUUAGACUGGAUGAUGAAAUGUGACAAUGGAAACUGUAUGCCGUAUUGGUGGCGUUGUGACGGCAUUAACGACUGCGGAGACAAUUCCGACGAGAUCGCUUGUGGCGUGAAUUUCGUCGAACCUAAAUCCGGAAAUCGACACGACAGUGUGAGACAGAAAUGUGGGAAGAAUAGAUUCACAUGUGCUCCUG
Messenger RNA from Parnassius apollo (apollo), 4111 nucleotides. NCBI's taxonomy places the organism in Eukaryota, Metazoa, Arthropoda, Insecta, Lepidoptera, Papilionidae. The record is from the annotation of a GenBank genome assembly.